This is a messenger RNA of Lottia gigantea (owl limpet), 997 nucleotides long. RefSeq lists its product as hypothetical. NCBI's taxonomy places the organism in Eukaryota, Metazoa, Mollusca, Gastropoda, Lottiidae. Gene Ontology annotation, cellular component: nuclear pore central transport channel. Gene Ontology annotation, biological process: protein import into nucleus. The transcript has 4 exons. The record is from RefSeq and is a predicted model, not a curated record. Bases 128 to 514 code for a protein of 128 amino acids.
UGCAUUCUCACGCGCAAUAUCAAACUCCAAUAUCAAUUCCGCCUGAGAAAAUUAUAUUUGUGUAAAGAAUAAGCCAAAAAGUUUUACAGAAGGCUAUAAGGAUUAACGCGCUGUAAACCAAGUCAAUAUGAACCCCAAGUUUAAAGAAAUAGGUGGCUUAUUUGUAGGAGAAUACUACAAGGCAUUCGAUGCCAAAAAUAAUAGAAUGAAUCUGAAACCUUUUUAUCAUGAAGCAGCCUUGUUAACAUUUGAGGGACAGGAAUUCCAAGGACCUGAAUCUAUACUUCAAAAGCUCAUGAGCAUUCAGUCGGACAAUAUAGAAAGACUCAUAUCUAGUGCAGAUUAUCAACCAACAAUAGAUGGUGGUAUCUUUUGUACAAUCAGUGGACAAUUACGGACAGUUAGUGAGCAUGAUAAACCAAUGCCUUUUGUACAUACAUUUCUAUUGAAACCAGUUGGAGAGAAUUUCUUUGUAUUUAAUGAAGUAUUCCGGUUAGCUCUUCAUGAUUGCUAGAAUGUUUAUACCAACAACCAUAGUGAAUACAAUAUUGUUGUGAAUAAUGUGAUAAACUAUGAUAUAUCUUCUUUGAAGAAGUACAUAAUGAGUUGUAAGACAUUUGCAAGUGGAUUGUGACUUGAAUGGAUUAUUCCUAUUCCUGUGUAUGAUAUCAGCUAUGUUAUUAUGUAAUCUUAUCUCAAGCUGAACAACUCUUCAUUUGUUGCUUUUGUCCCUUAUAACACAAUUUUUAUCCAACUAUCUGUUAAUUUUUAAGAAGGCACUUCAUCCAUCGAAACCAUCCAUAUCCUAGUCAGAUUUGAGUUUUUAUUGUGUUUAAGAGCCAAGGUAGUGAAUACAACUAUUAUAUAAAUUUGUAACCAUGAAGAUAUUGAAUGACUUUGUCUUGAUUUAUAAAUAUAGCUGAAUUAUGUAGCAAUUGUUUUUAUGUGUCAUGUCAUAACCUUGUUAAAAAUUCUGAAUUAAACAGCACAAAUAAUU